AUGGAUUCAUUCGCUAUGUUGAACGAGGAAGUGUUCAAACAUCUAUGCAGUUUGGCUAUCGACAAGGUGAGCGACAAGGCAGAAAAGAGAAAAGCCGGUUGUGGUGGUGUGGCAAUGAGGAAAAGGCUUCUUAUCAAGAACUUUGUUAAUGACCUGUGUCGAAAGAAAGCUGAGGAUGAGGAACUAGAGGAUAAAAGCUGUACAACUCAGGGAUAUGGCGACGUGUAUGCUCAGAAUGACGAGAUCGAAGACGACACGGAUUCGUCUGCUCGGGAGGUGCCAAAUGCCAAUAUGGAUGAAAUCCUGGGCGAUGGUGAUAGCAUACCCAGCGACGAUGACGAUAUGAUUCCCGCUCACGAUAUCUGGUUAGAUUCUGCAGCGAUGCCCGACAAUACUGCACUUACGGAUGCUCUUAUGUUUGAUUCUGUACAUUCAGGUCGUGAUGGAGCAAUUGGUCGCUUGGAUGAUAAAUCAAGCGAGUCACGGCUCACUCUCUAUUCACUUUAUUCGUCUGUUUCCGAAUCUGCCGACAGAGGGGAGGAAUCGCUGUCAGCCUGUGAUCCGCAAGAGUCAUUACUGCCAAACUGUUUGUACGAUUGCGUGCAGUCGGCGACGUUUGAUACGGCUCCGUUGACGUCACUGUCAGCAAUCAACAAUCUGUCAUCGAUGUGUGAUAUGAAUAAUUCGUCAACCAUACAACCUGUUUUGGCUGAAGAAAGUGAUCAGAUAUUCCUUUCUCUUGGCAAUCACAAGUACUCUGAUCUCAAAACAUAUAACCCAGAGUUUCCGCCUUCGUCCACUUCUCUACUGCCAACUAGUGUAAAUAGUCAGUCUCGGAUCAGCUGUUCUGUGGCAACAAAGCGUCGGAGCGAUGAGAUGCUACUCUACGACUCCAUAAACGCUGGAAUCGCCUAUCAAAAGAAAAUCAAACUUUGA
Messenger RNA from Cooperia oncophora, 936 nucleotides. NCBI's taxonomy places the organism in Eukaryota, Metazoa, Nematoda, Chromadorea, Rhabditida, Trichostrongylidae. The record is from the annotation of a GenBank genome assembly.